Hibiscus syriacus is the source of this 449-nucleotide messenger RNA. RefSeq names its product stress-associated endoplasmic reticulum protein 2-like. Gene Ontology annotation, cellular component: endoplasmic reticulum. NCBI's taxonomy places the organism in Eukaryota, Viridiplantae, Streptophyta, Magnoliopsida, Malvales, Malvaceae. Bases 88 to 294 code for a protein of 68 amino acids. Gene Ontology annotation, biological process: endoplasmic reticulum unfolded protein response. The record is from RefSeq and is a predicted model, not a curated record. The transcript is spliced from 3 exons.
CACUUCGUCGCCGUAAAGGGAAUAGAGGAGAAUUUCGCCGGAAAUUUCAUUCACUUUCUCGAUCUGCUACCCUAUCUCUUCGUCAUCAUGACAACAUCAAGGCGCCUUGCAGACAGGAAAGUGGGGAAGUUCGAGAGGAACAUAAAAAAGAGAGGAGCUGUGCCUGAAACAACAACAAAGAAGGGGAAAGAUUAUCCUGUUGGUCCUGUGUUGAUUGGUUUCUUCAUAUUCGUGGUCAUUGGAUCAUCACUCUUCCAGAUUAUCAGGACAGCAACAAGCGGUGGCAUGGCAUAAGUCUAGCCUAUAACCCAUGGUAAAGAAUUGCAGAGAAGACAUGUUAUGUUUCUUUUUCUUUAAGUUUUGUAGCGAACCGAUGAUGUAUUGACCAUAUAUGUUUAACUUGUGUUGUGACUUAUCUGAAUUUGAAUAAAGCCUACCUUUCUUGUCUC